Leptosia nina is the source of this 2658-nucleotide messenger RNA. The record is from the annotation of a GenBank genome assembly. Lineage: Eukaryota; Metazoa; Arthropoda; Insecta; Lepidoptera; Pieridae.
AUGCGGUAUCUCCACUGCAUGAUGCAGGUGAUGUCUCUAUCUGGUGACGUGCUACCACAGUACCGGCAAGAGGCACCGAAAACCCCACCACACAUCCUGCUGCACUACUGCGCGUUCAAAGCGAUUUGGGACUGGAUUAUUCUGUGCCUGACGUUCUACACGGCUAUCAUGGUGCCCUACAAUGUGGCAUUUAAGAAUAAGACGAGUGAAGACGUGUCUCUUCUCGUUAUAGACUCAAUUGUGGAUGUGGUGUUUUUUAUCGACAUCGUGCUAAACUUUCAUACCACGUUCGUCGGGCCAGGCGGUGAGGUGGUUAGCGAUCCGAAAAUUAUCCGCAAGAACUACUUCAAGUCUUGGUUCUUGAUCGACCUACUCUCUUGCCUGCCCUACGACGUCUUCAACGCGUUCGACCACGACGAGGACGGUAUCGGCAGCCUAUUCAGCGCGUUGAAGGUGGUACGAUUGCUACGAUUAGGGCGCGUGGUGCGAAAGCUGGACAGGUAUCUGGAGUAUGGUGCGGCCAUGCUUAUCCUGCUGCUCUGCUUCUAUAUGCUGGUCGCUCACUGGCUCGCCUGCGUGUGGUACAGCAUCGGUCGGUCAGACGCGGACUCCGGCCUUCAGUAUUCAUGGUUGUGGAAGCUGGCUAACGUGACGCAGAGCCCGUAUUCUUAUGUUUGGUCAAACGAGUCGGAUGGGCCCGAGCUGGUGAACGGGCCCUCGCGCAAGACAAUGUACGUGACCGCGCUCUACUUCACCAUGACGUGCAUGACCUCCGUGGGCUUCGGCAACGUCGCCGCCGAGACCGAUAACGAGAAGAUCUUCACCAUCUGCAUGAUGAUUGUCGCAGGUGCCGGAAUUCUUCUCUUAUUAGCCGGAGCACAGUGUGGCCCCCGCGCAGCUCCUCUUUGGGUGCUGUCCUGGGGGCCGCUUUCCUACCUAUCCACCUUCCUUUACAGCUAUUGGCAACUCUUCUGUCUUUGCUAUACUUGUUUACCCCUGUUGUACGCGACGAUAUUCGGGCAUGUGACCACCAUCAUCCAGCAGAUGACGUCAGCGACGGCCAAGUACCAUGACAUGCUAAACAACGUGCGUGAGUUCAUGAAGCUGCACGAAGUGCCCAAGGCGCUUAGUGAACGCGUUAUGGACUACGUAGUCUCUACUUGGGCAAUGACUAAGGGACUUGACACAGAUAAGGUGCUGAAUUACUGCCCGAAAGACAUGAAGGCGGAUAUUUGCGUGCAUUUAAAUCGCAAAGUUUUCAACGAACAUCCCGCGUUUCGGCUCGCGUCCGAUGGGUGCUUAAGAGCGCUCGCCAUGCACUUCCACAUGUCUCACUCAGCACCAGGGGAUCUUCUGUAUCACACUGGCGAGUCCAUAGAUUCGCUCUGCUUUAUCGUCACGGGCAGCCUUGAGGUCAUUCAAGAUGAUGAGGUUGUCGCCAUCCUUGGCAAAGGCGACGUAUUCGGAGACUCGUUCUGGAAGGACAGCGCGGUGGGCCAAUCGGCAGCAAACGUUCGCGCUCUAACCUACUGCGACCUCCACACGAUCAAACGAGACAGACUACUCGAAGUGCUGGACUUCUACCAGGCGUUUGCGAACAGCUUUGCGCGAAACCUCACCCUCACUUAUAACCUUCGACAUCGUCUUAUUUUCCGCAAAGUGGCCGAUGUCCGACGGGAACGUGAACUUAUGGAGCGACGGAAGCGUGAACCACAAUUGGAACAGGCGCAAGAUCAUCUCGUGCGCAAGAUAUUUUCGCGGUUUCGCCGCGAGCGCAGCGUGGCCGCGGCGCCGCCGUCGCAACCAGCACAAUCGGCCCAUACUACAGAUCCAGCACCUGAGGCGGACACUGCGCCCGAAAGUGCACAAGCGGGCAAUGCGGGAAGUGCGAGCAGUGGUGAAAGCAGCAGUGUGUCAGCUGCGAGAGGUAAAUGGGGCAGAUUGGUAGCUAGCGGUGGUUCCCUCGACGCACCAGACCCACCGCGCGCCGCAUUCACGCGUUCUCUCAGUACACGUGAUCGAACUCCGACUUCUACUCCAGCUACUACCGCCCCGACUAUUACAACGGUUGCGACUACCGCCAGCGAGGCAAAUACGACGCUGGCACCAACACUUUCACUUAAGGCGGCAUUUGGGCGCGGCCGAGCGAGUAGUGUUCUAAGCGGGGCAGCUAGACGCGAGCCGAUCCACGAAGAAGCAAGCCCAACCACCACGGCACCAGCAACGACGACAUCCACAAACACCACGAGUACUGUCGCGAGCAUAAAUACAGUAACAGUCAGCACGGCGGCAGCACUAACAGCUCAUGAUGCAGCUUUGGCGGAGCUAAGACGUGACGUGCGGAACGAGGUCCAGAGGUUGCAGCAUAAAUUAGCUAGAGUUGAAGAGCUACUCACCUUGUUGGCGACGCGGCUUGGUGCAGACCCCAACGACUCUAGUCUCGAAGCUUCCGGGGAUCGAGAGAGAGUCGAGAGAUCAGAUCGGUCAGAGAGGACAGACAGGCCAGAUAGGUCAGACUCCGCAUCAGCUGCCAGAAAACGUCGGUCAAAGGCAAGAAGCAAGGGCGCAGCGCCCCAAGUCCCAACGCCAACAACGCCAAGCGAAACCCCGAGCGAUAGCGGAGCACCCACGACGGUGCGGCGUCGCGAGUUCGUGUAG